Molecule: messenger RNA, 539 nt
Organism: Durotheca rogersii
Lineage: Eukaryota; Fungi; Ascomycota; Sordariomycetes; Xylariales; Xylariaceae
Exons: 1
Coding region: 99-431 (110 amino acids)
Source: RefSeq, a predicted model, not a curated record
UGCCUGUGUAUAGGGAAAUACGUACUUGUGUGCCAUCAUGGGUAUAAGUGGUAAGUGGGUGAGGGAGAUACCGAGUCAAGGUACUAAUAUCGUAUCACAUGCUACUCUCUUUCUCUCUCUCUCUCUCUCUCUCUCUCUCUCUCUCUCUCUCUCUCUCUCUCUCUCUCUCUCUCUCUCUCUCUCUCUCUCUCUCUCUCUCUCUCUCUCUUUUUUCUCUCUCACUUCUUCCCGCUUCUCACUCUCCCCUUGGCAUGCUCAUCACACACUCGUUCUUCUUUCUCCUUUUCUCACCUGCUCGGUUUUGCUCACAGGUAGCCAGUCAAUGGCUAAUGACGUGUGAUCGUGGUCUGUACGGUAGGCAUCUCCUCCUUCUUUGUCGAAGCACCGGGCAGCGCCGCCUCCUCCGCUUCAAUUCUGACCAGUACCUAUAGCCAGGUGCCCGUAGUGUUGCUAUUGUAAAUAUCUACCUCUGAUGACCCCCAGAUCAAUUUAAGUGUUUUGCGGAGUGUCGAGACUCCUCUUAGUCUCCUACCUGCUUC